AGCCAAAUGGGGAGAAUUACCAGCCACUGUUAUACUUACAAAUAGCUUUGCAAUACAACAUAAGUUUGAAAAGGCGAAAGAGAAAGAAAAAAAAAAAAACUUCCUCAUUAGCACAUUUUUAACAUCGUCCCUGUGACACACUCGCCGAUCAUACCGCGUUACAUGGAGGACACAAAAAGAAGCGCGCAUUGCUUAAGCGCCACGUGCCGCGAAAAAGAAAAAGAAAAAUAAAUCGCCCAGCGGGGAGCAUCCCUUUGCGCUGCACCGCAAAUCUGCCAACAGCAGAACGGGCAACACACGUGGUAUGCAUUACGCGUUACGCAUUGCCCGGAUUAAGAUGCACUUGUUUAAAAGAACUUCCGCAGGACCACCUCCCUGAUAAUAAAAUAAAAAAAAAAAAGGUCAAAUGAAAAAACUAAUAAGCAUUCUUUUACCCUAUUACACCCACAACAAUGUCUUAACUCCAAAUUUGACUUUAAAAAAGAAGGCGGCCUUUUUCUUCUUUUAUUUGGACCGCUACGUUUACACUCCCCUGUUGCACACACUGCUGAGGGGCAAAAAUGUGAUAGAGAAAAACAGGUUAAAAAAAGGCAGCACCAAGGGGGUAGCGGACAAGUUCUGUUUGGAAUGCCGAAGCAGCCACGAUGUAGGGAACCAAACUGACAACAAUGGAGAGCAUAAAAAUGACGACGCGGUCGAAGAGACGAACGCCAUAUGGCCAGAAAAAAUUUCCUACGUAACACCCCUAGAAAUAAAAAAAAAAAAACAAUUGCAAAAUGAAAAAUUCAACGUUAUAUACAUCGGACACAUGAGCAUCUUAAUUCAAACCGCCAAUUUUAAUAUCUUAGUAGACCCAGUAUUGUCUACCCGAAUUGGUCUGUUCAACCUACUGGGCGUGAAAAGAACAAUAAAGGCAGGAAUAAGCUUCGAACACCUGCCAAGCAUCGAUUUCAUCCUCCUAAGCAACAACCGAUUUGACACGAUGGACAAGAGUACUCUGAAAAAAAUUGUCCUCAGGGAUAACAGCAUAAUUAUUGGUGGUAUGAACAUUCGAAGAUAUUUAUUUAAAAGGAACUUCCCCGUGGUGUAUCCCCUAAAUUGGUUUAACAAAUUAAAAUUUGAAAAUUUAUCCUUUUACUAUUUGCCCACCUUAACCAAUAGCCAUCGGUAUGUUGUUGACAAAAAUGUCUACCUCCCUGGGUCCUUCUUAAUACAUGAUAGUAAAACGAAGGCCACCAUUUUUUACAGUGGCCACUCUGCGUAUUCGAACCAUUUUUUGCAAAUCAAAAGUUACGUUAACACUGUUUUAAAAGGGGACCCCAUCGAUUUGUCCAUUUUGCCCAUUGGGAUUUACAAGCCCAGUGCCUUGUAUGCCCACUUUCACAUGUCCCCCGAGCAGGCCAUACAGAGUCACCUCGAUUUGAAGAGCAAAGCGUCCCUGGGCGUGGGCACGGACGUCUUCUGCCUAGGCGGGGAAGACUACAACGAAGCUACGACGGAGCUGUGGAAUCGGUUGGCUAAGUACGAACAGGAGCGGAAGGAAAAAAUUAACUUUGUCACAUUACAACCGGGGCAAAGCAUCAGCUUGUGA
Plasmodium vivax (malaria parasite P. vivax) is the source of this 1591-nucleotide messenger RNA. RefSeq lists its product as hypothetical. Gene Ontology annotation, cellular component: cytoplasm. Bases 407 to 1591 code for a protein of 394 amino acids. Lineage: Eukaryota; Apicomplexa; Aconoidasida; Haemosporida; Plasmodiidae. The transcript has 2 exons. The record is from RefSeq and is a predicted model, not a curated record.